Dicentrarchus labrax (European seabass) is the source of this 2737-nucleotide messenger RNA. It is a transcript of the gene rbm19, whose product is annotated as RNA binding motif protein 19. The record is from RefSeq and is a predicted model, not a curated record. Gene Ontology annotation, molecular function: RNA binding. NCBI's taxonomy places the organism in Eukaryota, Metazoa, Chordata, Actinopteri, Moronidae.
AGAAGAAAAAAGUCUCCUCCCACUCAAAAUGGCGACUUAGAGGAGAGUCCACGCUUGUUUGUUGACAUAUAUUUAAAAAACCCCAACCUUAUGCUACAUUAGUGGAGCUACAACUACAACAACUAUGUCGAGACUCAUCGUUAAAAACCUUCCCAACGGGAUGAAGGAGGAGAGGUUCAGGUCGAUGUUUGCUGCCUUUGGCACGGUGACGGACUGCUCUCUGAAGUUUACCAAGGACGGAAAGUUCCGCAAGUUCGGCUUCGUGGGCUUUAAAGCCGAAGACGACGCGAACAAAGCUCUGAAACAUUUCAACAAGAGCUUCGUGGACACCUCCAGAGUGACGGUGGAGAUGUGUAAGGCCUUUGGAGACCCCACUAAGGCCAAAGCCUGGAGCAAACAUACCCAGAGCUCAGGCCCGGAUAAACCCUCCACUCCUGCAGACACUGACAGCAAAAAGAAAAAGAAACAGAAAAAGGAAACCAACAGCGCACUGGGAAAUCUGGAGGAGGACCAGGGAUUCAAAGAGUUUCUGUCAGUACAUCAGAACAGAAGCCAAGUACCAACGUGGGCGAAUGACACCGUGCAGCAAACACCCGAUCCUGACAGUGGACGGACAAAGACUCAGAGCAAGAAGAAGGUUGCCUCAGAUGAUUACCUCAACUUUGAUUCAGACCAGUCAGAGGAGGAGGAGGAGGAGGAGAAAGAAGAACAGGAUGAAGAUGAAGAUGAAGGUGCCACUAAAGAAGCACUGAAGUCCAGCUUAUCCGAUAUGGACUAUCUGCGCUCGAAGGUGGCGCACACGGAUGACACCAUGGAGGAGAGCGAAGAGAAGGAUGCCGGUGAAGCUGGUGAUGAUAUGGAUGAUGAUGAUGAUGAUGAAGAGGAGGAUCGUGGUCCUGUACAGCACACAGACAGCGCCUAUGAAAGUGGUGACACCUCAAAGAUCAAACCCUCAGUUUCCUCUGAGGAUAAGAAGCAGAGCAAAGCGAAGAAACCCGCCAAGCAAGAGAUGGAGCCAGUGACAGAGUUCACGGUGAAGCUGAGAGGAGCCCCGUUCAGUGUGAAAGAGCAACAAAUUCGAGAGUUCAUGACCCCGCUGAAGCCUGCAGCAAUCAGGAUCGGGAAGAACGAAAGUGGAAAUAGAACAGGUUAUGUAUAUGUGGAUUUACACUCUGAGGAACAGGUGGAAAAGGCCUUGAAGAAGAAUAAAGACUACAUAGGUGGGCGUUACAUUGAGGUCUUCCGUGUGGAUGGCUCUGGGGGUAAGGGCAAGAAAGACAGAAAGGACAAAGAAAUUGACAGAAACUUCACCAGGAAGCUCAAGGAAGAUGAGGAGGAGGAAGAUGUGGCGGAGUCAGGUCGACUCUUCCUCAGAAACCUUCCUUACACCUGCACAGAGGAAGAGAUCAAAGAGCUAUUUUCUAAACAUGGUCCGUUAUCCGAGGUGCUCUUCCCUAUUGACAACCUAACCAAGAAGCCUAAAGGAUUCGCUUUCAUAACAUACAUGAUCCCAGAGAAUGCUGUGACGGCUCUGGCUCAGCUGGACGGACAUGUAUUUCAGGGCAGGAUGCUCCACCUGCUUCCGUCCACUGUGAAGAAGGAGAAGACGGAUUCUUCAGAUGCUGGUGGUCCCGGCUCUUCAUCUUACAAACGGCAAAAAGAUGCUAAAAGUAAAGCUUCAAGUUCCAGCUCCCACAACUGGAACACCCUAUUUGUGGGCACAAGUGCAGUGGCAGAUGCCAUUGCUGAAAAAUACAACACCACAAAAAGCCAAGUCCUGGACCAUGAGUCUAAAGGAAGCGUUGCUGUGAGGAUGGCUCUGGGAGAGACUCAGAUCGUUCAGGAGACUCGACAGUUUCUAUUAGACAACGCUGUCAGUCUGGAUUCCUUUAGCCAGGCGGCAGCAGAGAGGAGUACAACUGUGAUCCUGGUGAAAAACCUUCCAGCUGGAGUGACGGUGUCAGAGUUGGAGGAGCUCUUCUCCCCUCACGGCUCUUUGGGCCGAGUGCUUCUCCCUCCCUCAGGACUCACCGCCAUCAUCGAGUUCCUCGAGCCAACCGAGGCAAAGCGAGCCUUCACUCGGCUGGCCUACAGCAAGUUUCAACACGUCCCGCUGUAUUUGGAGUGGGCACCUGUGGGGGUGUUUGUGGCAGCCAAACCAGUACCAGUAUUAGAAAAAGAGGAAGCAGUGAAAGAGGAGAAGAAGAAGGAAGAAGAGGAAGAUGAGGAGGAGGAGGAAGAGGAGGAAUCUGCUCCUGGUUCCACACUUUUCAUUAAGAAUCUUAAUUUCAGCACAACGGAGGAGAAACUUCAGGAGACAUUCUCCAAAUGUGGGAAGGUCACAUCCUGCUCCAUCUCCAAGAAGAAAGAUAAAACAGGCAAGAUGUUGUCCAUGGGCUACGGUUUCGUCCAGUAUCAGACAGCAGAGGCAGCACAGAAAGCCCUGAGGCAACUACAGCACUGUUCUGUGGACGAUCACCAGUUGGAGCUGAAGAUUUCUGAGAGAGCCACAAGGACUACUGAGGUGUCACGCAAAGAAGAAGCAACUUGAGAAGAAACAGACUGGAUCCAAGAUCCUUGUGCGCAACGUCCCCUUCCAAGCCACUGUCAGGGAAAUUCGGGAACUCUUCUGUACAUUUGGAGAGCUGAAGACAGUCCGUCUUCCAAAGAAAGCAGCCGGUUCAGGGACUCACAGAGGUUUUGGAUUUAUUGACUUCCUCACCAAACAGGAUGCAAA